Messenger RNA from Macrosteles quadrilineatus (aster leafhopper), 1442 nucleotides. It is a transcript of the gene Sirt2, whose product is annotated as NAD-dependent protein deacetylase sirtuin-2. The coding region runs from base 187 to 1341 and encodes 384 amino acids. Gene Ontology annotation, molecular function: NAD+ binding; histone deacetylase activity, NAD-dependent. The transcript has 8 exons. NCBI's taxonomy places the organism in Eukaryota, Metazoa, Arthropoda, Insecta, Hemiptera, Cicadellidae. The record is from RefSeq and is a predicted model, not a curated record.
GUUUUGCUUUUGUGUUUGAAAUUUGACGUCAAUUCAAUUUACAUACUUAAUAAUCGAGACAGGGUUCAGAGAGAGGCUUCUGAGUGACAAUAUCAAAAAGCCUGCUCAGCAUUUUUACCUCAGAUCGCAUCGGAACUUUUAAGUAAAGAGUAAGUUAAGGCAUAACUGGAAAAUUAAACCCUGACUAUGGCAUCUAAGGAAGAGGGCGAGGAAGCCUCAGGAGGAUCUGACUCCAGAGAGCCGAGCCGAGAAGGACCAUCAAGCUCACAAGGAUAUGACGAUGAUGAAGGAACUGUGGAACUGGUCCGGCGCUACCUUGCAGAGAAGUUAGGGUUUUAUAAAGAAGACAAGGAGAAAGAAGAUGUACCUAAGGUGCUAGAAGAUGUAUCAGUUGAUGGAAUCGUUAAAUUAAUAAAAGAGGGAAAGUGUAAAAAAAUUGUAACUCUGGCUGGUGCCGGAAUAUCAACAUCUGCUGGUAUUCCAGACUUUCGAUCACCUGGUUCUGGUCUCUACCACAACUUGCAGAAGUAUAAUUUGCCUAACCCUCAGGCAAUAUUUGAGAUAGGGUUUUUUCGGGAAAAUCCUCAACCAUUCUUUACACUUGCCAAAGAAUUGUAUCCCGGCAGCUUCAAGCCCACUGUGUGCCACUACUUUAUAAAACUCCUCCAUGAGAAAGGUGUUCUUCUAAGGCACUAUACACAGAACAUCGAUACAUUGGAGAGAGUGGCCGGCAUGCCUGGAGAUAAAAUUAUCGAGGCCCAUGGGACAUUUUACACAUCACAUUGUCUUGAUUGUAAGAAGGAGUACUCUAUGGAAUGGAUGAAAGAGAUAAUCUUCCAAGACAGCGUCCCUACAUGUACCUCGUGUAAUGGUGUUGUCAAACCAGAUAUUGUGUUUUUUGGCGAAAAUCUUCCUGCCUCAUUCUACUCCAACUGCCCCAAAGAUCUCCCUAAUGCAGAUCUCCUUAUCAUUAUGGGUUCAUCGUUGGCUGUGCAGCCGUUUGCCUCAUUGGUUGAUAAAGUUAGGAAGACUUGUCCCAGACUACUGAUCAACAGAGAGAAGGUGGGAGGACCCGACAGACUGAUGCAGAUGCUGGGCAUGGGUGGUGGGUUGGACUUUGACUCUCCGUCCAACACACGCGACGUCAUGUUGCUCGGGGACUGUGACCAGGGCUGCCAACUUCUGGCUGACAAACUGGGUUGGGGGGAUGAACUGAGAGAAAUGGUCAAAACUGAGCAUAAGAAAAUUGAUGAAGAAAAGAAUACUCCAACCAAACAGAGUUCAGCUGAAGAAGAGCAAAAGGGUAGCGACUCUGAAAAGUCAUCACUUCCAACCACUUAGCUGUUUUUACCAUGGUUUUGCUUUUUUCUCUCCUUUACGAAUUUCAAUACAACUUUAUACUGCUGUGAUCUCCUUAUACAAUAAACUUAAAUCAAGUCUUA